Messenger RNA from Striga hermonthica, 2739 nucleotides. The record is from the annotation of a GenBank genome assembly. Lineage: Eukaryota; Viridiplantae; Streptophyta; Magnoliopsida; Lamiales; Orobanchaceae.
AUGUUGGAGACGCACGUUUUGGAAGAGGUGGAGUCCAUCAAGUGCGCAAUCCAUGAAGGACUAGAGGAGCGCACACCGACGGAGGAUCGCUUGGAUCACCUCAAGGUCCUUGUGCGAGACUUGAGGGCGAGCAACAAGGGAAUGCGUGAGGACCUUGCGGUGUGGAAGCGGGUGAUCGCUAGCACUGGGAAGACCACGUUGUCUACAGAUCACAAUCGGUUCCUUAUUGGAGAUGACGAGCACUGCUGGAGCGACAAUGGUGUUUCGAACAUUGAGGGCGGAUGCUAUGCCAAGUGCAUUGAUUUGUCAAGGGAGAAGGAGCCUGAUAUUUGGAACGCGAUCAAGUUCGGGACUGUGUUGGAGAAUGUGGUGUUUGAUGAGCACACAAGAGAAGUGGAUUACUCAGACAAAUCCGUCACAGAGAACACUCGAGCGGCCUAUCCGAUUGAAUACAUCCCCAAUGCUAAGAUCCCGUGUGUGGCCUCACACCCGAAGAAUGUGAUUCUACUGGCUUGUGAUGCUUUUGGCGUGCUCCCACCCGUGAGCAAGCUGAGUCUUGCACAGACCAUGUACCACUUCAUCAGUGGCUACACUGCUCUGGUUGCUGGCACGGAGGAUGGAAUCAAGGAGCCACAAGCGACGUUUUCGGCUUGCUUUGGGGCAGCCUUUAUAAUGUUGCAUCCCACCAAAUAUGCAGCAAUGUUAGCUGCUAAGAUGCAAAAGCACGGUGCCACUGGGUGGCUAGUCAACACAGGCUGGUCUGGUGGAAGGUAUGGGUCGGGGAGCCGUAUCAAGCUGGCAUACACUAGGAAAAUAAUCGAUGCAAUUCACUCGGGCAGCCUAUUAAAAGCCAACUAUAAGAAAACCGAGGUCUUCGGGCUUGAGAUCCCGACUGAGGUCAAGGGUGUGCCUUCCGAAAUAUUGGAGCCUACCAACACCGUGAGUUCUCCUGAUCUGUACAUACAUUCUUUAUGGGUUUUGACAUUUUUCCCCUUUGCGUUCCUAUUUGUGAUCGUGGUGUGGUUUCGGAUAAUUGGAAAUGGAGGUGGAAUAACGCUUGUAAUUGGACAGUUCCACGACAAUUCUUAUAACAGUGGCAAAUUACUUUUGUCACUGUUUGGGAGAGAGGUUGAGGUCGACAACCCUCGAGAAAAAGAACACUAUUAUCGGAUUGGUGGUCGCAAUCAUAAGUUCGAAAAGGAAGAGUUUUGCGCGAUCACUGGGUUACGGUUUGGCAAUAGCGACUUUGACCCGGAUACGAAUAAGAGCCUCCCACCGGCUAAUGGAGUUUACCGUCGAUAUUUCGACGGUAAGACUGUGCUCGAAAGAGAUUUGUUGUCGAAGUUUGUUGACCGAGAAUUUGAGGAGGACGAUGCUCUUAAAGUGGCUUUCAUACUCGUAGUCUUCUUCUUCAUUCUGUCUCCGGACUCCAGGAUGUCGGUUCCAAUGUGGUUGUGGACACUGGUUGAAGACACAACAGAAUUCGAGAGAUUUCCCUGGGGUUCAUACGCUUUUCAGCGUCUUCACCACUAUUUGGAAAAUGGGAUUAGACCGUCGGUUAGUGGGGGGGAGGUGCAAUUCAAUAUCUGCGGGUAUGUCAUGGCACUUCAGAUUCUAUAUUCACCUAUGGUGUUAACGGCCGAGGAGAAGAACGCCUCUUAUAUGGCCGACAUCGACAGAGAUUUAUCCUCGAAUGUUCAAUACAUUCAUCGUGAUCAGUGGGCGAGCAGCUGUCAACCAUUGUCUUUGGCCAAAAUGCAUGGACGGGGGUUGAAGACAAUGCGACCCUCAAAGAAGACUCAUUCUGCAAACAAUCCGGAAUUUUCUGAAAAAGAUGAACAAAUUUCGCCCACCAAAAGAAGAGCGCAUGAUGUUGAGCCGGAAAGACCACAUCCAGUUGCAUUUGACAGACCAUCUGCAUCAUCUAUCGGAGUUGACGAGGCGAAGAUCGAAGAUAUUGUAUCAAAAAAAAUUGAAGAGGCUUUUGCUAGGAUGUUGUCUAGGUUUGUUGAAUCGGCGGUUACGGAGGUUAUUAAACUAUUAGAUGCUUAUCUAAUCGUUCGAAGCGCGCCGCGUUUCGGAUUUGAGGAUUUGGAGACCGUGAAGGAUGAUUUGGGGAAGUAUGAUUUGGGGAAGGAUGAUUUGGGGAAAGGAGAAGAAUCGAGGCAAGAAAGAGAGCAUUCCAACCAAAAAUCUGAUUUUGUACCUGAGUCCGGUGAUCAUGGUGUUUCAGGAGAGGAUGUUGUGGAGGAGGAUGAGGGUAUUGCAAAAGUUGGCCUCUCACAGGAUGUAGCUGUUAUCACUCAGAAGCCGACAAAAGGAGGUGGAUUCACGGAUGGUGAUGGUGAUGGUGUUGUGGUAGGUCGAACACUUCGCGUUAAGUUCAAAAAUAGCAAGCUUUCCUCACCAUUCGUUGACUACCGGGAGAAGAAAACUGAGAAGCAAUUAAAGGUGAAAUACAAAAAUUGGAAGAAGAAGAAAUCUCCAAUGUUAAAAGUUGGGGCACAAUACCAAGGGCCAGAUUAUUUUAAAAUAAUUGAGGGUGUCAGGAAUAUGCUUUCUACCGAGGGCUUGUUAUCGAAUCAACGGAAAGUGCUUCAUCCCGACGAUCCUCAAUGUACGCAGAGCUAUCAAACAUCGCAAAUUAUGGGAGUUGGAAUGUUCCUCCGGGUCUGGUUAGUUAUGUUCGUGGUACUGCUAUUCGUUGUGGAUCUCCUUGGCAUACAAAUCCCGAUGUAA